Molecule: messenger RNA, 2642 nt
Organism: Tarenaya hassleriana
Lineage: Eukaryota; Viridiplantae; Streptophyta; Magnoliopsida; Brassicales; Cleomaceae
Product: ABC transporter G family member 6
Exons: 2
Coding region: 213-2453 (746 amino acids)
Cellular component (GO): membrane
Molecular function (GO): ATP binding; ATP hydrolysis activity; ABC-type transporter activity
Source: RefSeq, a predicted model, not a curated record
UCUUCCCUUUUAAACCCACACGCUACAACACCUCUUCUCUCUCUAACUUUCGUCCUCCUCUCUCCUAACAGUGUUUCUGACGGCGUCAGUUGUCUCCGUCGCUUAAGCCGCCGCCGCCGCCUCUAACGGCGUUUACUUCUCCGUUUCCUCAUUUUCCCGCUUCAAAAUUUCACACUAUAAAUUCGAAGAAGCUGCAUUAGCACCGUCACUCAAUGUCCCGUGUUGUAGCAGCUGACGACAGCAUGACGUCACCAUUCUUCUCGCCGCUAACCGUCGAUUUAUCCAGCAACUUCUCCGCCCCCGGCGGCGGAUCCGGCGCUUCAUCUCCGACGCUCGCUCAUCUCCUGAAGAGAGUUGGAGACAGGACGAGACACCUUGCCGGAGAAGAAUCGCCGCCCAGCAAUCUCCGGCAACACAUCCUCGAUCUCGGAUCGCCGGAGAGAUCUGUGCCGUUCGUCCUCUCCUUCAACAACCUCACCUACAGCGUCAAGGUCCGCCGGAGAAUCGACAUUCCAGGGAUCUUCUCGCGGCGGCGACCANCCCCGGCGGAUCCCGCCGUCGUUCCGGCGGAGAGGCUGUUCUCUUCGAAGACGAAGAUUCUCCUCAACGGAAUCUCCGGAGAGGCUCGCGACGGUGAGAUCCUUGCCGUGCUCGGAGCCAGCGGAUCAGGGAAAUCCACGUUGAUCGAUGCUCUGGCUAACCGAAUCGCCAGAGAAAGCUUAAAAGGAACCGUGACAUUGAACGGCGAAGUUCUGAAUUCGAAGAUGCAGAAAGCAAUUUCUGCUUACGUGAUGCAAGACGAUUUGCUUUUUCCCAUGCUUACUGUCGAAGAAACUUUGAUGUUCGCUGCCGAAUUUCGCCUCCCUCGGAGCCUCUCGAAAUCGAAGAAGAGUCUGCGAGUUCAGGCGUUGAUCGAUCAAUUAGGCCUCAGAAAUGCGGCGAAGACUGUGAUCGGGGAUGAAGGCCACCGCGGGGUCUCAGGAGGAGAGCGCAGGCGCGUGUCUAUCGGGAUUGAUAUCAUCCACGACCCGAUUCUGCUCUUCCUCGACGAGCCAACCUCGGGGCUCGAUUCGACAAGCGCGUUCAUUGUUGUAAAGGUUCUGAAGAGAAUCGCACAAAGUGGGAGCAUGGUGGUCAUGACUUUGCAUCAGCCGAGUUAUCGCCUUCUCGGACUGCUCGAUCGUCUUCUCUUCUUGUCUCGUGGACAAACCGUCUUCAGCGGCUCUCCUACCGUCCUGCCUCGGUUCUUUGCAGAGUUUGGACACCCAAUUCCCGAGCACGAAAAUCGCACUGAGUUCGCUCUCGAUUUGAUUCGUGAGCUUGAAGGUUCCGCGGGUGGAACCAGAAGUUUAGUCGAAUUCAACAAGCGAUGGAACCAGACGAAAGCAGAGCCAACAUCGACUCAGGCCACGAAUCAAUCUCUGAAAGAAGCCAUCAGCGCCAGCAUUUCUCGAGGCAAACUAGUCUCUGGUGGUACCACGGGAUCGAGUCCAGUCUCUAGUGUACCUACAUUCGCAAACCCUUUCUGGGUUGAGCUCGCGGUUCUUGCGAGAAGGUCGAUGACUAACUCACGAAGAAGGCCUGAACUCUUCGGUAUCCGCCUCGGGGCAGUUCUCAUCACCGGAUUCAUCCUAGCCACCAUGUUCUGGCGACUCGAUAAUUCACCAAAAGGCGUCCAAGAACGUCUCGGAUUCUUCGCAUUCGCAAUGUCGACAACUUUCUACACUUGCGCAGACGCUCUCCCAGUUUUCCUCCAAGAACGCUUCAUUUUCAUGAGGGAAACCGCUUAUAACGCCUACCGGAGAUCCUCUUAUGUUCUCUCGCACUCUCUCACUGCUCUCCCGGCAUUGAUUGUCCUCUCGCUAGCAUUUGCUGCCACAACGUUCUGGGGAGUCGGCCUAGACGGCGGUCUGAUGGGUUUCCUCUUCUACUUCCUCAUAAUAUUGGCCUCCUUCUGGGCCGGAAGCUCCUUCGUCACGUUCCUGUCAGGCGUCGUCCCUCACGUAAUGCUCGGUUACACCAUUGUUGUGGCCAUUCUCGCUUACUUCUUACUCUUCAGCGGAUUCUUCAUCAACCGUGACCGCAUACCCUCGUACUGGAUAUGGUUCCACUACAUCUCCCUCGUCAAGUACCCCUACGAGGCCGUCUUGAUGAACGAAUUCAGCGACCCGACAAAAUGUUUCGUCCGAGGUAUACAGAUAUUUGACAACACACCUCUUAGGGCGGUCCCCAGGGGAAUGAAAGUGAAGCUGCUGGAGACGAUGAGCCGAUCGCUUGGGAUGAGGAUCACGAGCUCGACUUGCUUGACGACAGGCUACGACAUUUUGCAACAGCAAGGCGUUACGGAUUUGAGCAAAUGGAAUUGCUUGUGGGUCACGGUUGCUUGGGGAUUCUUCUUCAGGAUCUUGUUCUACCUCUCGUUGCUUUUGGGAAGCAAGAACAAGAGAAGGUAAACAAAAAAAAAAACGUAUCGUUGUUCGGAGGAAAGUGGGUGACUAUUGAUUAUUUUGUUGUGCAUGGUCUUUUUUUUUUUCAUUUUUAAUCUUCUUUUGUUUAAUGUUGUUUUGUAUAUUUUAAUUGUAAUUCUUCUCAAUUUAAGUUCGGAGUUGGUGUGAAAUUGUUACGAUGACUCGAUUACACCA